UGCAACAGCAGAGCCCCGCGCCGCUCCCGCGCCGCCAAUUAUUCUCCAUGGGCUGCAUCGCUCCUCGUUAAUGCCCUGCGCUCGGCGAGCAAAUUGGACAUCCUCUCGCCACCUCCAAGGGUCACUUAGUGAAAGGCAGGCUGGAGGGGGGGGAGCUGCCGGAUUCAUUCGGAUUGGGAGCAGAGAGGGAGGGACCCUCCGGAGCCGGAUUUCAAAGGGAGGCAAUUGAGGCGAACGCUUCAGACGCGGGGCAGGAAUGGCACGUUUUUCCAGGGCAGCUUUCCUUCGGGAACGCGCCGGGAUCGCUGCGUGCCUGCCCUGAGAGGCUUGGGGCAGAGCCGGGAGCGAGGGAUGCUUUAUGGCACUGCGGUGCUCGGGCUGGUCCUGCGAGCAGCCCUCCGGCUCCGGGCACAGCUAGGACAGCCGCCCAGCACCAGAGAUCCUUCCCUCCCGCGCUGGCACUGCCAGCGGGAACAGAUAAAAGUUCAGGUUCAAGCCCAUGAAGAAAAUGUCACAGGCCACAAGCUGCAAGAACAGCCCCUUUAAAGAAGUGGAAGAUCUGCCUUCACUGUAAGUGCUCCCAGGAAGAGCACAUUGUAACAGUUAUGCCUCUGGAGAUGGAGAAGACAGUCACGAAGCUCAUGUUUGACUUCCAGAGGAAUUCAACUUCUGACGACGACUCAGGCUGUGCUUUGGAGGAGUACGCCUGGGUCCCCCCCGGCCUGAAGCCUGAGCAGGUGCACCAGUACUACAGCUGCCUGCCCGAGGACAAGGUUCCCUAUGUCAACAGCCCCGGAGAAAAAUCUCGCAUAAAGCAACUUCUUCACCAGCUGCCACCACAUGACAAUGAGGUCCGCUAUUGCAACUCAUUGGAUGAGGAGGAGAAGAGGGAGCUCAAACUCUUCAGCAACCAGAGGAAGAGGGAAAAUUUAGGGAGAGGCAAUGUUCGACCAUUCCCUGUAACCAUGACAGGAGCCAUCUGUGAGCAGUGCGGCGGCCAGAUCAAUGGAGGGGACAUGGCCGUCUUCGCCUCGCGGGCAGGACACGGCGUCUGCUGGCACCCUCCGUGCUUCAUCUGCAGUGUCUGCAACGAGCUGCUGGUUGACCUGAUCUACUUCUACCAGGAUGGGAAGAUCUACUGUGGCAGGCACCACGCCGAGUGCCUCAAGCCCCGCUGCGCCGCAUGCGAUGAGAUCAUUUUUGCCGACGAGUGCACCGAGGCCGAAGGGCGGCACUGGCACAUGAAGCAUUUCUGCUGCUUUGAGUGCGAGACGGUUCUGGGGGGGCAGCGCUACAUCAUGAAGGACGGGAGGCCCUACUGCUGCAGCUGCUUCGAGUCCCUGUACGCCGAGUACUGCGACACCUGCGCCCAGCACAUCGGUAUUGACCAGGGCCAGAUGACGUACGACGGCCAGCACUGGCACGCCACCGAGACCUGCUUCUGCUGCGCCCAGUGCAAGAAGUCACUGCUGGGACGGCCCUUCCUGCCCAAGCAGGGGCAGAUCUUCUGCUCUAGGGCCUGCAGCAUUGGUGAUGACCCCAAUGGCUCCGACUCCUCUGACUCGGCUUUCCAGAGCGCGCGAGCCAAGGAAUCCCGCCGCAGCGCCAAGAUCGGCAAGAACAAGGGGAAGGGCGAGGAGGGGGCGCGCAGCCCCUGCAACCAGCUGCAGGUCACCUCCAACCGCCUCUCCACUGACGUGGACCCGCUGUCCCUGCAGAUGGAUCUGCUGAGCCUGGCCAGCCAGACACCGAGCCUCAACAGGGACCACUUGUGGAGGAGCCGGGAUGAGCUCUAUCACUAUGGGGGCAAAAUGGAGCAAAGCCAGUCUCAAACCCCCUUGCAGCUUCUCAGCCAGUGCAACAUAAGAACCUCCUAUAACCCCACCCAGGUCCCGAGCUCACAGUCGGAUUUAUGGGCAAAACAUUUUAGCAACCCAAAGAGGAGCUCCUCGCUGGCCAUGAAGAGCCACGGUGGCAGCUUCAUCCAGGACUGCAGAGAGGACUACUACUCAGGGAGGCUCCGCUCACAGGAGAGCUACAGUGACAUGUCCAACCAGAGCUUCCCAGACACCAGAGGAAGUGUCAAAGUCCCCAAGUAUGAAGAGGAAGAGGAGGGUGGGAUGCCGACGCCACAGUGCCGCACCCGUCACCCCAUCAAUGCCCUCAAGUUCUCUGAGGACCUGACGCCCACUGAGCAGACUCCACGGGGCUCCAUGGAAUCCCUGGCACUCUCCAAUGCUACAGGCCUCUCAGCAGACGGUGGAGCCAAGCGCCAGGAGCACCUCUCCAGAUUCUCUAUGCCUGACCUGAGCAAAGACUCGGGCAUGAAUGUCUCAGAGAAGAUGAGCAACAUGGGCACCCUGAACUCCUCCAUGCAGUUCCGCAGCGCCGAGUCGGUGCGCAGCCUGCUGUCGGUGCAGCAGUACCAGGACAUGGAGCCCACCCUGCACGACCUCGCCAGCCCCCUCGGCUACCAAGAGCGGCCGUCGCACGGGCGGAUGCACCAGAGCUUCGACUACGGCAGCGGGGUGCCCGGGGGCAAGCUGGGGGCGCAGGAGAUCCCGAGGCACGCGCCCAUGAGCGAGCGCACGCGCCGGAGAACCGUGCUGCGGGAUGACGAGCGGCACUACCGCCCGCACCGGCCCCGGCGCUCCCGGCGCUCCCGCUCCGACAACGCCCUGCACCUGGCCAGCGAGCAGUGCUACCGCCUGAAGGAGAGACCCUCGCUCCGAGCCAGGGACGACUACGACCCCUUCGUGCACCAGAGGAGCUGCAGGGAGACGAUGGAGCAGGGUCCCUACAGGGAUGUCUACGGCCACUGUCCCCGGACGGUGUCGGAUCUUGCCUUGCAGAACCACUUGGGCGAGAGAUGGGGGCCCUACUUUGCCGAGUACGACUGGUGCUCCACCUGCUCCUCCUCUUCGGAGUCCGACAAUGAGGGCUAUUUCCUCGGGGAGCCGAUUCCGCAGCCUGCCCGCCUCCGGUACGUGACCAGCGAGGAGCUGCUGCACAAGUACGGCUCGUACAGCAUGCCCAAGUCUUCCACCGUGGGGGCCAGGGGACAGUUGCACAGCCGGAAAAGACAGAAGAGCAAGAACUGUAUCAUAUCCUAAUGGCAUCCUUGCCAGGCACCUUGGGAGAAUGUAAAUUAACUCACGAUCUUGCACUGUUUUAGAUCAUGUAAGUGCUUUUAUUGUAACAAAAAAAAAAAAAAAAGGCCCGAAGAGUAGGGAUUUGUAAGAAGGUUGUAGACCGGCUUCUAUAAAUAGUCAUAAUCCUGGGCACAGUGAAUAUAUUUUGCACAUCUUACUUUGGAGAUAAAAAUUUUGAGAGUUCACUUUAGUCUGUAAUAUUUACCCAGUAGUUUCUCUUCCUUCUCCCAAAUACUGCCACCCCCUUGAGCUCUGUUUGUCCGUACGUUUUGGUUGCCACUGUUGACUCUCAGCAUCAGUUUGCUGGUAGCUUUUGCUUUCCACCACAUUUUUGUUUUCCAUUAGCCAUGUUGGUAGGUGAUUUGUCUCUUGGACAGUGUGGGAGCCUAAGUUAUUUCCAUGAUUGUUGUAAAUGCGAUGUAAAUGAGAGUUUGGAGAAAAUAUUUUUGUAUUUUGUAAUAUCAGAGGAAUUUCUAUAUCUUAGGAGUCACUGGGAAAAUGCAUGCACAUUCAGAUUUGUUUUCAGUCACAGCUAACCAAACAGUACUUUGGACCUCCCUUUCCAUUUCAUCAUCAAACUCCUUAAGUUUUAUCAGUGAGAGUCUGAGUUUUCAUUGGUUCUGAAGGUUUUUUUUUUGUUUUAACCCUUUUUUUCUGUUCAUUUGUUUUGAUCCUGAUCAAUAAACAGAAUGUUUUUUGAUCCAUUAAAUCUUGACAAGCCUCAGUGGCAUUUUUAAGCCUGUGAUUUGCAGGUACACUCCAUCAGUCAGAUACAGUAACCCCUGACAGCUGCAAAAGGGACCUUUUUUUUUUAAUUAUUAUUAAAUAGGAAAGACCAGAACUACCAAAUGUCUGCAACAUUGUAAAUUACCAAAGCUGGAGAAGGAAUUUCACACCUCUGUAGAGAACGCUGAAGUUACUAAACAUUGAACUAUUAUUUGGAGUAAAUAAAGUGUAAAUGGUGCAA
Molecule: messenger RNA, 4119 nt
Organism: Parus major (Great Tit)
Lineage: Eukaryota; Metazoa; Chordata; Aves; Passeriformes; Paridae
Gene: PRICKLE2
Product: prickle planar cell polarity protein 2
Exons: 9
Coding region: 606-3113 (835 amino acids)
Molecular function (GO): zinc ion binding
Source: RefSeq, a predicted model, not a curated record